Molecule: messenger RNA, 2795 nt
Organism: Symsagittifera roscoffensis
Lineage: Eukaryota; Metazoa; Xenacoelomorpha; Acoela; Convolutidae
Exons: 4
Coding region: 1203-2585 (460 amino acids)
Source: RefSeq, a predicted model, not a curated record
UUCUGCCAUUGCGACUUUCUUUCCUUUUAAGGUAGCAAGAGAGACAUAAUUUUCUACUAGUUUUUUUCCUUCUUUUUUCCAUUCAUAUAUUUUCCCUUUCCAUUCAGGCGUUUAUAACAUCCACUUCUUUUCUUUCGAUGGCGGCGCCGUGCAAAAAGUUACAGCCUACCUACUUGUACCAGCGUGAACGAACUAGCAUCUAACUGCAGUUACCUUCAGAUCUCCAUUGCUACAGGUACAGGAUACAGAUACCUCUCUUCUAAAUCCAACCCUACCUCCCUCUCUAAGCCAACUCUUUCUAUUGGCACACAAAUGCAGUUCCAAUUUCUUUCACGCACAAAUUCAGGCAAAAAGGAUAAAAACAGCAAAAAGCAGAAAACAGCAGGAAAUUCAUCACCAUUUCCUACCGCCACCAACAUGCACCCAAUUUACAAUAAUCCUGCGCUUUUCCCGUUCUAACACAGACUUAGACUGAGAAAAAACUGCCACUUUCAUUCUCAACACGACUACUAUUAUCAACAGAAAUACCAUUUUGUUGCAACCGCAAAAAUAUUCAUUAAGAAAAAAAGACGCCAGCCUCAACUUCACAAGUUAGUUGAAAAACUGCUUAAAUAUUUCAACGGCACCAAAACAAAACAACCAUAUCGACUGAAACAAAAUUUUUUUGCAACUGCAAAACUUUUAUUGAAGAAGCAAAAGCAAAAAAGAGGAAGCGUUUUGGUAGCUUAUAACUUAAGUUGUAAGAAGAGCAACUACGAUAGAAUAGAAAUUGGAGUGAAAAUCGACGGCGCUUUAAGGGGGAGCCACUUGCCGCCAACCGGUGCAGCGUACCAUCAUUAACAACCACAACUGCAAUUUAGAGGGAAAGCAAAGAAAACGAAGUAACACAUUCGACUAAACAAGAGUUCAAAUCAACUAGUUACUAUCAGAAUUGUUAUCUACUCCAAAUAUUCACAAUUUACUAACCAUUAAAGAUAGCUUCAUACCAGGAGACAGGUCAAAACCUGAACUUCGAAAACAAACAGGAAAUAAGGAAGUGUCACGAGGAAAACAAAACAUUUCAAAAAGCAACAGAAAACUUUUGAACUCUUCAUUCAAUUAUAAAGUCAGAAGUAAACAUUAUUGUUAAGCUGCGACAGAACAGAAAUUGGUUUAAAAAUUUAGCAGUAUAAAAAAAUCGAUAGCGCUACCCAAACAAAGAGAUGGAAUCCAAUUUGCAGUCAGAAUCCAGAAGUGACCAAUCACAACCGAGUCCUGUGAGGAGUCCCUCUUCAGGGAGUGGAUGGCCCCUGAAGAACAUCACAAAGAGAUUCGCAUCUCGCAAAAACCACGAGCACAGCAGCGAAGAAUCCACCAAGAGACAAGAACCAGUCUCUAAUCAAAGCAAGACUUCGGUAGUCUUGAAGAAACACGGGGCCAGCAGACUGGGAUCCAAAUCAUCAUCGGGGAGGAAACACAGCGACACUGACGUUACUCCCAGGACCAGACUAAGUAGCCGAGAACAGGGCGGAACAAACGGAGGCAAAAGCGACAAAGUCAUCAGCAAGAGCAGACUGACUUCGGCCAGCACAAAACUCUCAUUCUGUUUCACUGCGCAUUGUAUCACCUCUGCAGUCGACUCCCCCUCUAGCACUAUUCAAUCUAUAAAGGGGGGCAACAAUAACCACUCCUAUCCACACGACUACUGGCAAGAAACACCUGACGUGUUUGUUCACGAUGAGGACAUCGCCUCGUGGUACGAGCACUCUUCCGAACACGAGGACAGCAGUGUCCGAGGCGAUAACCUCUCCCGGUCCCCGUACGAAUGCCCCAUCUGUUUCGAACAGUACCAGUUUGACUUCGAAGACCACGUGACUUCAACAUCCGGAGCUCAAAUGGGUGCUUCUGGUGGCACUACAUUCCAGGAACAGCUGACGUCAUUCCGAGACCAUUUGCCCAGAUUGAUGCAAUGCGGACAUACACUGUGCUCCAAAUGUCUGGGUAAGUUAGGCGAAGACAUGAGCGCCAAAGUGCUUGGUUUUGUCAAGUGUCCCAUCUGUCGAGAGAUGCACUACACAGAGCCAGUGGAAUCCGGCAUGCAAAUGACUGUCCCUGAUUUCGACACCAGUCGGGAUCCAAAUUCAGACGGGAUCGCGGGGAACGAGGGGGGCGCUGGUGGCUCAGGUGGAGUUCAGACAGGGGCAAAUCAGUUCGUGUUCCGAGUGAAUUAUGCCCUUCUGAGUGCAAUUGAGCACAACUUGAUGCAUAUUUCAGCUGAAGAACUCGCCCACCCACAUAUUGAUCCCGAGAUGGAUAUUGAUGACAAACCACAGAUGUCCAAAACUCUGGAGCGAGGAGCAAGACAUCGCAAAACUUACAGCAUGUACGAGCCAGUGGCCAACAAAAUCAACACCUGCUCCACGGCCAAAGUUGGAGGGGCAGGCAACAAACGGGAGGCCACUCAUGUCACAUUCGAGGAUAUCCAGAAGAUGCUGAGACCAGAGCUGAUCAUUUCUCAGCAGCAUUUAAGUGCUAUCAACAUGACUUCGUCUCCUAUGAGCAGCCGAGCUGAUUCCGAACGCACAAUCACUGCGGGAGACAAUUGAGAAACAAACACGACCCACGAAUAUUCAUCAUAAAAGAAGACAAGGCAAGCGACAAUAAAAUAUUGCUAAAUAAUUAUCGAUGGCAUACUUUGAACAGUCUGACAAAUAUUCAUACAUUCGUGCUCAGUUUAUUUUUAGUAGUAUAUUUUGAUACUAAAAAUUUUGUAAUUAUUUUUUGCAUGAUUGAAAUAAUACCAAUACAUAUGUAAA